Molecule: messenger RNA, 550 nt
Organism: Suillus clintonianus
Lineage: Eukaryota; Fungi; Basidiomycota; Agaricomycetes; Boletales; Suillaceae
Exons: 3
Coding region: 38-550 (170 amino acids)
Source: RefSeq, a predicted model, not a curated record
CCUCACCGCCAUCUGUGCAAACUUCGCAACUGUACUCAUGGCUCAACCAGAGACCCACACACCACAACCUACCAACAGCACAAAGGCACAUUGGCAAGAAUCGGAGGUGGAUGUCCUACUUCAACACCUGAUCGAGAACCAGGCAGCAGGCGGUGAUGGUGGAAACUUCCCGAUGCCUAUCUUCAACAGUGCAGCAGCUGCUAUCAACGCUAACGAGGUGAUUCAGACUAUAGGCCCACAAAAGACGGGCAAGAUGGCAAAGACAAAGUGGACCUUGCUCAAAAAAACCUUCAAUCAAAUUGAGAUCUACCGCAAUGUGUCUGGUUUUCACUGGGACAACAUACGAGGAGCUGGAAUCGAGGGCGUCGCUGCCGCCAGCGUCUGGGAUGCAUAUGUUGCACCAAAGUCACGAGCUACACUACGCCUUCUUCGCAACAAAGGAUGGCCUCGGUACGACGACAUGCAGACUAUCCUGGGCGAGAACAGUGGUGCCCGUGGACGCCACUCUUUCCCACCAGUCCCUGUAGCUAUGAUGCAUCAAGUCUGCUAA